GCUCAUUAUCAAACAUGAGCACAGUGGACCGGAAGUCCUCACCUGUCCGACUAAACACUUUAUUCCCAGGCUCCCUUCACAGCCACAGAGUGUAAAGUGUAUGUGAAAUGCUGACUUCUCUAUGGGCGACAUGCUCCAAUCUUCCAGCAGAGUCAAACUCAACCGAGUCGCCCUGAAGGACGUCAUUGGGGUCAAAAUAGCUCCGAGGCGGAGAAAAGUCCAGCAGCCGAGGGCCGACUCCAAGGAGGAAGACAAGUCCGUGCUGGAAGACUCGGGAUGUAACAAAUCCCCUCGGGAUGUUUUAUCAUACAAGAAGGGCGCAGAAAACGGGAGAGCCUCGUCCAUUGCGGCUCCCGGCGGAAAGCAGGAGAAGCGCGUAGACAAUAAUAGGACAAACUCUCCUGGACCUGCAGGUUUGGAAGGUUCUAUGAGAAGAUCCAAUGGCUGCUUUGACUCUGUCUGCCAGGAGUCCAAGUUCUCCCUCCGUCCACAGAAAAAUGGUUCUAAACGGGGACUGAAACGUCCAAGCUCUGACCCGGUUCAGGGUAAGGCCAAGAGCAAAAAGACAACUGCAAAGAGAUCUGAGGAGAGACAAUUGCGGACAAAUCCCAAGGUUGUUCUUUGCGACUUUGCUAAAAAUUGUAGCGCCUGUAGACGUGGAUGUGGCGUCAUUUUACCUAAAGAUCUCAAGAACAAAGCUAUGCGUUGCUUCAAGCAAUCGGGACUUCAGUGUUGGCCUGGUUGUGUGUUUCAUAAUAAACCUGAAGAACAGACUUGCAGUGCAGUUCUGGACGGGAAGAACAUCCGCCAGGUUCUGAAUGAAGAAGUUGGCAAUAGGCAGAUGCCGCUCAGAGAGGCCACAGCGCUCCUCCACAGCAGGUUGAGAAACCAAGUCUCCACCUCUGCUGUUGCCUCCUCUUCAAAGCAUGACAGCGUUGGAAACCGCUCCACGGACACAUGUUCAGAAGGGGCUGGCCCCGUUUCUGACCAGACGGAUUCACAGGCCCACAAAAGAAUCAACCUUGGGGAAAUCUCUGGGUUCAUCCGCUCCAGACACCCAGCUGCAAAGGGAAGCAACGCUGCUUUGAAGCUUUGUAAGGAGAAUGGACACCAGACAGAAUUAUAUGGAGCACAAAUCCCAUCAGAACCCAUCUGUGAGAAAAACCACAACGAUAUCCCGGAGUCUUUCACCUGCCAGAGAGUGAAUGUGUACUUCAGGAAGGCACCAUAUUCAUGCGCUCGCACCAACAUCGUCUGGCCUUUCGGUAAGGGUCACCUGAGUUCACAUGGACCUUUGGCCUCUUCUUCAUCGAAGGGCGUCAAUUUCUCAGUGACUGACUCUGUAACCGAGGUCACAAAUCAGGUGGGUUCCUCCAGCAGUGCCGCACUUCCAGAAACACCUUUGAGCAAACAGGAGGGUGGUGAUGGGAACGCGGCUGUACUGUCUGAAGGUUUAACCAACAGCCUUCACUUGCAUUCAAAUCCCACUGACGACGAUGAUGAGGAUCGAACACCUUCCUCCCUGGCUAAUGGGCUGGAAACAGACAGCACCUGCAUGACCAGCUCCACCCUUGCUUUUUCUCCACCUUCAGACGCAUCCACCCACGGUGAUCCUAACUGCCUUACAUCUCCUUUAUUCCUGCCAUUUUCGACAUAUCUGUCUGAAAAAGCUGAGGAUGGGCUGAAAGCAGAUGAUACAUCCAUGUUCCGUUGUGAACCGUCCCAUCUGAGCACCUGGGGUUCUCCGUCUUCCUUCACUUCAGAAAACCUGGACUCAUCUCAUUCUGGUGAAUCUUCUCUUCUGUUUCCUCAAGACAAAGACCAGAUCAACAAUUGUCCUGCAGGAAAACCGGCUUUAAAUGGAAACGCAGUCCACCUAAAUAGCUCCUCUCUGUGUAGCUUCCUGAAGGCGGGCUGCAUAAAAGCGGACACAAAUCAGUACAUCCUGCCAACGCUGCUCUCUCCUGUUGCAUCGCCAUGUAGACCUGCGUGGAGGAAGAGCUGUGAGCGUCAAAGCUCAAGCAGUUCUGAUGAAGAGGAGCAAGCGGAGGACAAGCAGUCAUCUCCUGAAUGUCACAGGCUGCAAAACCAAACUGAAGGACAUUCCAGCGGCAACAGUACUCCAGGAAAAGCCAGGACUUCCCUCUGGAACGUUGAAGAUGAGCGUGAUGGUAAGGAGGAUGAAUGUGAUGAAGAUGGGCAGGCUGUGGGAGCUACGAAGGAAGAUGCCUCGCACUCUAAAACGAAGAGCCCAGCCCUAUCACCUGUUCAGACCAAGGCUCCGCCUUGCGUUGGUGAGGAGGAUCCGCCCACUCUGGACGAGAUCACGGCCUAUGAACACGACAUCCUGCUGGUGGACGUGAACCAGGAUGACCCUGACCUGUUUGUGGAUUCCCCCCAACUAAGUCUGCUGAGGCUGGGUCCCGUGCGGGCUUCCGAGGCCCCCAAAAAGACUGCCCCAGCUGCCGCGAGGCUGCCGUUUGAAGUGGGCGGAGCCCCAGGUAAAGCAGUUCAAAGCCUGACUCCUGUGAGGAGGGAUUUGUGCUUCGAAGGUCAGGACACAGCAGCAGAGGGUGACAGCAGACCGUGGAGACCUCGCUGCAGCAGCACCACCCCACCCAGCACACAGAAUGCGUGCCCCACUACAGACGAGCACAGCAGACGUGUGGUUCAGUUUGAUGUCAACAACAACCAUGCAGACGGCGUCUUUAAAAGGAUGCAGCCCAUCCAGACGGUCGGCUCUUCUCUCAGCAUCCCCGCCCAGCAUCCAUGGGCUAGAAACGCUGCCGGCGCGGCCAACUUCUGGCGCCAGAAGUCCAAUUCUUACUGCAGACAGUAUUUCAGUGAGUCGCUGACCUGUGGGUUCAAGAUGUGCCGCUUCCAGCAUCUGCCUGUGGAGGGUGACGAGAAGUUCUGCGUUGAAACUGUGAUGAGGUUCAUCAAAAAUCCAGCAUGCCUGCAGAAAGCUGGGGCUGUCUUCUCCGGGUACUAUCAAAGCAGCCCACCGGGGGUGUACUUCUCCAUGCAGGUGUUCCUGUCCCUCCUCUGGGCUCUGCUGAAAGCUGGGAUGGUUUCUGAUAUCUUCUCCAUUCUGCGUGUCACUUUGGCCCACAACAUAGUGCCCAGCCACGAGUUCCUGCUGGACCUUUUUGACUUUGUGCGGGAGAAGUCCCUCACAGGUUUUGUGCUUGAACUCCUGCAGCUCACCGUUAAGAUGGUGAACGUUGGUCUGGAGCUCAGCUUGGACUGUGUGAACCACAUGCCUCUGUUCCAGCAGACAAUUCAUGCACACCCACCAGCUGCAGCUACUCCACACCAGAAGUCGUCUCCCAGCGCUCCUUUACCGGACUGCCUGAGCUUGGCUCACGCCGUCAUUGAAGUAGAGCUCUGCACCAAACAAGAAGACUGGAAGCGCAUGGGCAAAGUGUUCUGCUCCGUCUGCCAGUCGAGCCAUCACCCCAACCAGGUGGAGCGCAUCAGCGGCCGCAUUGCCAUCGCACUGCUCUCAGAGAGCAAAGACAAGCUGUCGCUGCCCUUUGCUGCCUUUGUGGAAACAGUGUUUCAGAACGAAGGGGAGGGAAGCCUGGUGAAGAACUUUGUCGGCAGAAUUGGCGUCUCUUUGAUGUUGAGAUACCAUAAAACCCACCAGUGGUUGAAGGGUCGUGCGGUGGUGGAGAUCAUGUCUGUCUCAAAGGUCAGCUACACCACUACAAAGGGUUUGUUUGGGAAUGAGGACAGCGCAUCACGCUGCAGCCUGGUCACCGUGGCGACAGAGCUGUUCCUACUGAGCGGCAGCGUGGAGGGAGCCCUUAACACACUCCGGGAGAACGCCUGGUUCCUGAGCUCCUCCUCCUGGCCAUGUGACCCUCCAGAUCUGGAGAACCGGACUCGCGUUUUGAAACAUCUGGCUGAGAAGACGUCUCACAGAGACACUCUGGAGGUCCUCAGUAACCUGCCAGGAAUCAAAGACCCCAGUGAGUGCCCUGACAUCUCCAAGUACGCUCUUCUGUUCAACUCUCACCUGCAAGCUUGUGUGGACAGACAGAUACUCCCUGUCGCUUCAGACACGGUGGACUUCAUGCUGUCAAAAAAGCUCCCCGUAGACUACACGCUGCUGCAGACUCUGUUGCACAAGCUGGGAAAGCAGAACCUUUGGCUUCGAGCACGAGAGGUCUUCAGGCACUCCCUGAAAGCGGGCCACUACCCCGGAGUGGUCGCCCCACCUGGUUUCAUGACGCUGGUCAUCCCCUGUGGACUUGGAGAGGUGGAGCAGGUCCUCACGCUGGAGAUGCUCAUCACCGUUAAUGCGUCGCACAUUCUGCGUCUUCCAGAAUCCUCCUCCUCCACUCUCAGCAUCACCCUCACAAGGACCAACAGCUGUGAGAGCAACUACCUCUCUGCAGGGAGCCGCCUCCUCACAGCAGCUUGCAUCCCGCAACCCAAACUCACCAUCCACUACACAGCGGUGAACUCCUCCCAGGAUCAAGUCUUCAAGCUGGACGUCUCCUCGGCUCGCCGCUGGCUCCGCCACAAUCAUUUGUGGGCCAGUGAGGUGUGGGCACAGUGAAAACGGGACCUCCCCCAAAGCGUUUCAGCUUCCUGUCUUGAUCAGGAAACUCUUCAAACACAAUGAAGUCAGGGACUCUCCUGUAGAUUCCUGCAGCCUCCUAGUUGAGGCUCGCUGUCACAGUUCAGUGUAAGUAGAAUUAGAUUGUUCUAUUUUCACGGGUUUGUUCCAAAGCCAAAACAAAUUAUUUUUUUUGUUUUCAGUGAAUAAAUUCCCCCCAAACACUAUACUUUCAUCAGUAUCGCAGUUUACCCACACCAAGAAGUGUAUCACUGUAGCAUAUUUCUCUUGUAAGUUCUUCCCAUGUUGACAAUUUCAUAUUAAAUAAAUCCAAAUUGACUGCUG
This is a messenger RNA of Oryzias latipes (Japanese medaka), 4912 nucleotides long. It is a transcript of the gene topaz1, whose product is annotated as testis and ovary specific TOPAZ 1. The record is from RefSeq and is a predicted model, not a curated record. Lineage: Eukaryota; Metazoa; Chordata; Actinopteri; Beloniformes; Adrianichthyidae. Gene Ontology annotation, biological process: spermatocyte division.